Antechinus flavipes (yellow-footed antechinus) is the source of this 6007-nucleotide messenger RNA. RefSeq names its product transmembrane protein 201 (gene TMEM201). Gene Ontology annotation, cellular component: nuclear inner membrane. Gene Ontology annotation, molecular function: actin filament binding; lamin binding. The transcript is spliced from 11 exons. Bases 84 to 2120 code for a protein of 678 amino acids. Gene Ontology annotation, biological process: nuclear migration along microtubule. Lineage: Eukaryota; Metazoa; Chordata; Mammalia; Dasyuromorphia; Dasyuridae. The record is from RefSeq and is a predicted model, not a curated record.
UUUGUCUGCCCGGCCCGAACCGUCCCGGCUGUGCUGCGCGAUUCGACCCGGCCUGGCCACGGGCUGCGGCGGGAGGAGCCGCCAUGGAGGCCGUGAGCGCGCUGCUGGCCGGCUGCCCCACGGGCGGCCUGGCCGGCGGCCUCGGAGUCACUGUGUGCGCCGCCGCCGGCGUUCUACUCUACAGAAUCGCGCGCAGGAAAAAGCCAACCCACACGACUGUCAACUGCUGGUUCUGUAAUCAGGACACCGUGGUGCCCUACGGGAACCGCAACUGCUGGGACUGCCCCAACUGUGAACAGUACAACGGCUUCCAGGAGAAUGGCGACUACAACAAGCCCAUCCCUGCCCAGUACCUGGAGCACCUGAACCACGGGGUGACCACCGCUGCCCCCUUCUGUGACGGCCCCCAGCCCCAGCAGUGGGUGAGCAGCCAGGUCCUGCUGUGCAAGAAGUGCAACAGCCACCAGACCACCAAGAUCAAGCAGCUGGCCUCCUUCGCCCCCAGAGAGGAGGGUAAAUAUGAUGAGGAAAUUGAAGUCUACAGACACCACCUGGAGCAGAUGUACAAGCUGUGCCGGCCCUGCCAGGCGGCUGUGGAAUAUUACAUCAAACACCAGAACCGGCAGCUGCGCGCUCUGCUGCUCAGCCACCAGUUCAAGCGGCGGGAGACCGACAAGACCUACAAGCAGAGCUUCUGUUCUUCACCAGUGACUGCUCCAGCUCAGGUCAUCCUCCUCCGCUUCCUUGCCUUCCUGAUCUGCAGCUUCCUGCUCAUCACUGCCCUGUAUGGAUCUGGCCAUCCCUUCUCUGCUGCCUCCUGGACCCCUGCUCUGUUGGCAGGGGGAAACGUCUCUUCCUCUGGGACCUCGGCCUCUUCCAACACCACUGCUGAUCCAGAGGCCCUGGACUGGCAGCAGCUGCUCCAAGUGCUUCCUGAGCAUGUGCUCGAGAAGCUCUGUGAGGCUUGGGACUUUGGCCAGAGCCACCAGAUGGUGGUGGUGGCAUUGGGCCUGCUCACCUGCCUUCUGGCCAUGCUGCUGGCUGGCCGCAUCAGGCUCCGGAGGAUCGACGCCUUCUCCACCUUCCUGUGGUUUCUGAUCCUGGGGCUGCACCUGGUGGAGCGUUACGUAGAGGUGGACUCCCUCCGCUGGCUCGACACGCUCAAGUUCAGCGCGACCUCGCUGUGCUGCCUGGUGGGCCUGACUGCAGCCGUGGCUACCCGCAAAGCAACGGGCCAGCGGAGAUACCGGCCCCGAAGGUAUCUCUCAGGAGACUCCAGUCCCUUCUUCCCCAGCAGCAGUGGAUUGGCCUUUCCGUACCCUCCAGUGUCGCCCACCAUGCUGUUCCCAGUCCCAACCCCACCCACCCUCUUCCAGCUGACCAACCAGCAGCUGUUCAGGUCUCCACGACGCACGUCCUCUUCCUCCCUGCCAGGACGACUCAACAGGGCCCUCUCCCUGGGGACCAUCCCCUCCCUGACCCGAGCAGAUUCAGGAUAUCUCUUCAGUGGGAGCCGCCCCCCAUCUCAGGGAUCUCAAUCCAAGGAAUCGCCUAUAUCAGAUUACUUCACUCUGCUGUCUGGGAGUUGUGCCUCGUCCCCUCUUCCUUCCCCGGCUCCCUCUGUGGCAGGAUCCGUGGCCUCCAGCUCUGGCUCCCUUCGCCUCCGCCGGCCACUCAUUAGCCCAGCCCGCCUCAACUUGAAGGGGCAGAAGCUUCUGCUCUUCCCAUCCCCCGGGGAGGCCCCCCACAGUCCCAGCAGCUCCGACGAGCCUGGCCCUGCUGACGGCAGUCUGCUCAGUCCGGAACCCCCCCUCGUCCCCAUGUCCAGCCUGCACCCAUUCACACAGAGCCAUGCCCCUGCAUCAAGCGUCUCUCUGUCCCCAGACCUGCGGUCCCCGGUGGAGAACGGCAGCCUCUGCAGCGACCUCUCCAUCAGAAAAGAGGACGGCUCGUCCCACUCGUCAGCCUGCGUGGUGGACACCACGACCAAAGGGUGCCUGGAGGAGGCGGCGAGCUGGAGAGCUCGCUUCGGCAGCUCGGUGGUGCGCGGCCUCCUGGCCGUGAGCCUGGCGGCCAACGCUCUCUUCACGUCUGCCUACCUGUACCAGAGCCUGCGCUGAGCCCUGCCGCCGGGGCGCCGGGCCUCCCGUGCCCUCGGACCGCCCCGCAGGAGGGGCUCCCGUUACGCACAUCGCGGGUCACGCCGCCCCCACCUCUGCCCUCCCCCACGGGCCUGGCUCUUUCCUCCCGCCACCACCAAAGACUGCAGGGCGAGAACCCCACCCCGGGGUCCGCCCCCCGACGUCUCCGGCUGUCGUCCUCCCGAGCCCGGUGACUUCGGUAUUGUGUAUUCAGGAAUGGAAGCAGCUGCUGCUGGGGAAAGGAGAGACCCGUCCAGGGCUCGGCACGAGACGCAGCAGCUGGUCCCAUCUUCCCUUUUUGCCCAUUUUCUAAACAGGACGGCUGCUCUGCCCAGGGCUCGGGCUUAGGCCCUCAGUGGUCUUCCAGGUCCUGCCUGAGGGCUCUCUGGUUGCUUGGCCCUGUGGGGGUGUCUGGAGCUCAGGCUUCCCCAGGAUGUUCCUCUGGCCAGAGAGACCUCCACCACUGACCCGAUGGGCUCUCGGGCCACCACAAGCCAGACUGUUGUCCCGUCCCAUCUUGUCUGUGGGGCGUGGCUUUGUCGAGGCUUGGGAGGAGCCGCGGCCCUCCCGAGGGUUCAGCUGGGGGCUGUGUUCCUUGGGGCUCGGAAACAAGGCGCGGGGUGGGGGGGCUGGAGGGGGUGCGUUUCAUUCUGGAGCAAGAAGAGGUGGUGGAUUUGAGGGCCCUCAGCAUCUGAAGGAUGAGCAUCCUCUGCCUUGCCCUCUUGGGCUGCCAUCCUGUAGCAGGCUCUGGUCCCUCUGUCUGACUCCUGCUGGGGCAGUGAAAUCUGCUCUGUGCCAAGGAAGCACCUUCCUCUGCGGCCACCACCUGGGGCCUCUGCCCCACUCCCUCUUCCUCAUCCCUUCACACAUUUUGGGUCUGAGUGGCCAGACACUUCCCACCCCCCGGCCCCAUUAGUGCAUUUUGUCCCAGCUCCCCCAUCCCCAGACACUCUAGGGCCGAGUGUCAGCUUGCCUCCCUCCCCCCUCUCCUGCCCCGGCCUAGCUCUCUUCUUGUGGCCAAGGGCCACCCUUGUGCCCUAAUGUUUUUUCUAGGACAGCUCCUCUCUUUCUCCCCACCCACUGCCAGUGGGGGACUUCACUGUGAAACCUCUCCCCGAACGAUCUGCUCGGUCAGAGGGGACAGAUGGUGCUACCUCCAGCUUCCGUGCUUUUCUUGGAGACCCCACCAUCUGGGUUCGGCUGGUCCCCCUGCCAGCCCCCUGCUGCACCCGCCUCUGCUUUCACCCCCCAUUUCCUCUUUUCUUCUGGUGACUGCCGGUAUAGUGAUUUUAUCCGGCUGCGCUUCUUUUUUCCUUCCUGACUCCCAUGCUGCGUUCCCCAGUGAGCUUGAGAAGGGGAAAACGGGCUUUUGCUGUCUGCUGCUUGAACUCCCUGGGAGGCCGGGCCUGAUGGCCGAGGAGACUCGUGUCCACGUCUGUGUAGUGUUUGUGAUCGGAGCCAAACUGGGUACAUCGUUGGGCCUGAGCCUGUGCUGUAUUGCGUGUGUCCACAUCACACAGCUAUGGUAUCGAUGCUCAUAGGGUGGGUGUCUGUCUCAUGGAAUCGGGCCCAGCCUAUGAGGGAGUUCUUGGCAGGGCUGCAGAGAACACUCAGAAGGGUAGCGGUUCUUGCACACGGUGGUGUUAGAGGAGGGCAUUUUACUGUUCUAAAAAAGCCUUUUAUUUUUCAGCCCAGUCAGGUGUUUGGAGAAGAAUGAACUGUCUUAGAAUCUUUUGAACUAAGAGACUUCAGGGUUCUUACUCUUGGAAAUUUUUUUUUCUUAUUAUUUCUUACCAAAUGUUUGGAAAAGGGACAGUGACUGUGGGAGGCCCCUGAGACCUCAAUGAAUUUGCCUUUCUCCCAUCCCAGCCUCUGCUUCUCACCCUCCCAAGGGGAUGGAUCUGCUUUUCUGUGAACUUUCCUCGAGGGCUGAGAGGCAGUUCUGAUUUAGGAAGUCCUAUUACUGACAUAGGCAGGCAGCGUGACCCUGGGCAAGCCAUUAGACUCCCAACUCUCUUAAGAUUUAAGUUACAGAGGAAUUGAUGAAGUCACAGAUCUACAAGGAAGCAGUCCAUGGCUAAGAGAUUGAUACCACUCAGCCCUAACUAGGUUAGAACUUUAAAAACUAGGUUGGGUGGUUUGUUUUUGGUUUGUUUUUUCCAAUUUUAAUAAAUUAGUCCAGACAGUGAGGUUUUUGUUUGCUUGUUUGUUUUAAACACAAAACACCACCUCUGUUUUCCCCAUGACUCCCUUCCCAAAGAAAUAGUGAAUGGGGACCCUUCAGAUAGUGCUGAAGUCUCCCAUCGGGGCCAAAGCAACCUCUCAGGACUCAGAUGCUGCCUCAAGGGAAGAGCCUCCCCUUCCUCCUCACCCCAGCUCAUCUAGCCUCUAAGAAGAUUCCUUACUGGGGAAGCCAGGCAGCAAAAUCCCCUACCCCCCCCCUUCUCCCAAGCUUUCUUCAUCACCAUUAUUAGUGGGCCAUGUGCUGUAGAGGGGUAUCAAACUGUGUGGGGGUCGGGGGGGAGGGCAUGAGGGAUGGGAUGGGCGUCUCCCAGGUGGUUUAGAGUUUUGUUCUUUUUCAAGCAAAAAAAAAAAAAAGAGAGAAACUUUAUUUUUCUUUAUAAAAGGAAUUAAAAAAAGAUGUCUGAUAUUUUUUGAAUUUUGAUUUUUUUAAAUGUUGAAAUAUAAAUCUCAGUGCUGUGUUUGUAUUUAUUUAUGCUUCUGGUCAGCAUUGCCAUUGCCUGGCCUACUUGGUGGGCUGGGGCUGAGGAUCUGGGCUUGGAAUUGGGAAGAGAAACUUCCUACCUUGAGAGAAGGAGAUUUCUCUUGUUCUGGGAAUAUUUUGGGAUGCUCCAGGAAGUGAGGGAGCUGACCAAUGCUUCCUGAAGCUGCAGCAGUAUUAGCUUAGUUAGCUCUGAUUUUCAUGAGCGUUAACAGUUCAACUUGGCAGAUGAGAGAGAUGCUGGACCUGGUUAGGGCUGACAGGGAGGGGUGGAGUUCUCUGCUAGAACUGAAGAAAAGUAAGAAGAAAAAUAGUUUUCUUCUAUUUGUUUUGGGUUCUUACAAGGCUUCUUUUUGCUUUAGUUUAUCAGCACCAUCCCAGUCUCCUUGCUUCCUGCAUCUUUCUCUUAUCCAUCUGCAGUGUGGUUGCCACUCCAUUCCUGGAGCAUCGGGAUCUGGCUGUUUCUGUGCUGAAGAGUCUUCCUUGGCUCCCCAUUGCCUCUGGGAUGGGAUGCAAACUGCCUUUAAGCCUUUCCUCGAGUGGCUCUAGCCUACCUUUCUAAACUACAGAUUGCUCCCCUUUCAUGCAUUCUGUGGUGGUUCUCAUCUCUUUUUUUCAGCCCAGGAUUCGGUGUUCUUUGCCAUGAGGAACCACAGCACACCUCAGGAUUUGGCAGCAGUGUAAAAGAGGCGGUGCAAUUUCCCUUCAAUAAGAGAAGAAUUUUUGGUGAAUCCUUUGUAGAGAAGUGUGUACAUGUCCUAAAUAAGUUGUAUUCAUUUUUUUUUUCAAAAGGUACAUUUAACCACACUGGUGUGCUGUCUACGUAAAGUCUGCACUCAACAAAACAAAUCGAUUUUAUCUUCAAAAACCAGACAUUCAAAAUCUGGGUGCUCCCAGGCACACUCUCGGAGGACACUGUCUAUUCUACCUGAUUCUACUGUCCUCCACCCACAAGGCCCCCUCUCCUAUCCUCGGACUUGGAAUAAGAUUCUGGCACACCUGGUAGAAUCCUGGGCUUUGAAAGAGCCUCCAAGAUUUUUUUAUUCUCCCUUAGCUUUGCACAUUAUCUGAUGCAUAUUCAUCAACUUGACUUAGUCUCCCUCCCUUCCCUUUAUUCUGUUGGAAUAAAAUCGUCCUGUAAAUA